Molecule: messenger RNA, 1622 nt
Organism: Gloeophyllum trabeum ATCC 11539
Lineage: Eukaryota; Fungi; Basidiomycota; Agaricomycetes; Gloeophyllales; Gloeophyllaceae
Product: FAD/NAD P-binding domain-containing protein
Exons: 8
Coding region: 1-1425 (474 amino acids)
Cellular component (GO): cytoplasm
Molecular function (GO): flavin adenine dinucleotide binding; electron-transferring-flavoprotein dehydrogenase activity
Source: RefSeq, a predicted model, not a curated record
AUGUCCUGCACGGAUGGUAGACGACACGGAGCACCGACAAAGACGGUGGCCGUGCUCGGCGCAUCGUUUGGUGGUAAGCGCUUUCAUGCUGCGCGCAUCCUUGCCAACGGUCUCCCUGAAGACUGGAGAGUGGUCCUCAUCGACCGCAACAGCCACGUAAACCACCUCUACGUCUUCCCGCGGUACGCCGUUCUCGCGGGCCACGAGCACAAAGCAUUCAUCCCGCCCUCCCACGUCUUCCCCUCCCCACCCCACACCUUCCUCCACGCGCUCGUCACCGCCCUCUCCCCUUACUCACUGACCUACCAACCCCUCGCCUCCCCGCUCUCCCACGGCGCCCGCAUAUACGAAUGCGCGCACCCGUCGCACGGGCUCUACACCUGCCCCGCCGCCGCCUCCCCACACACAUUGCACUUUGACUACCUCGUCUACGCGCUCGGCAGCCGCCUCCCCGCGCCGAUCGACCUCUGGGGCGACGAGCGCGAGCGCCGCGCGGACGAUCUUCACCAGGCCCAGUGCGCGUCGUUUGCGCCAACGUCAUACAAGGGGACAAAGGCCGCCGGGAUCGCGUACCUGAAGCGCAUGCAGGAGCGCGUGCGGGCCGCGCGGAGCGUGCUCGUCGUGGGCGGGGGCGCCCUGGGCAUCCAGUUCGCGUCGGACAUUGCCGCGCUCUAUCCAUCCAAGCAUGUCACGCUCCUGCACUCCCGCCAGACGCUGCUCCCGCGCUUCGAGGAGGAACUCGGCAGAGUCGUCCUCUCAGCCCUCUCAUCCCUCGGCGUGAACGUCAUCCUCGGCGAGCGCGUCGACCUCUCCACGCUCCACACCGAGCGGCACCAGGUCAAGCCUGCGCACCAGCGAGAUCAAGCAGAGGAGGAGGAGGAGCGCGUCGUCAAGACCGUCAAGGGGCGCGAGGUGCGCGCAGAGCUCGUGCUCCUCUGCACCGGCCAGACGCCCAACACGGCCCUCCUCGCGUCCUUCCUCCCCGACGCGAUCGUCCCCGCGGGCGCGCGCAAGGGCAUGGCGCGCGUCAGGCGCUCGCUCCAAGUUGCCGUGCCGCGGCGCGUGCCAGCCCUCGACGACGACGACGACGACGACACCCUGGACGUCCCGCACCCGCACCUCUUCGCGAUCGGCGACGCGGCGGACGCCUUCGGCGCGCUCAACGCGGGGCACAACGCGCACUGGCAGGCGGAGGUCGCCGCGCGCAACAUCCUGCGGCUCGUGCGCGGCGCGCACGCGCACGCGCUCGAGGCGUACGCGCCCGGGCCGCCUGCGAUCAAGGUCUCCCUGGGGCUCACCGACGCGGCGUACCAGAUCAACGGCGCGGUGGGCACGAAGACGGGCUGCGCGGCGGACCUCGACGCGCGCGGCAUGUGGCAGCAUUUCGGGUGGCGGGAGGUGCGCGAGGAGGAUUUGGUGUUGUAGCGUACGGGCCUGGGCGGGGCGGGGCGGGGCGGGCCAACCGCUGCCCGCCAUAGACUAGGGGAUGGGUGUAUGUAGCUGAGUACGGGUAAUGGGAGGCGCGUAGGUGUGACUGUCUGCGUGCAUCAGCGAAAUGGGUCGAACGCGGUGGAAAAGUCCCUCGCAUCCAGUACUCGCUCUCCGUCUUUCGUGAUUCAAGA